Dama dama (fallow deer) is the source of this 969-nucleotide messenger RNA. It is a transcript of the gene PTCRA, whose product is annotated as pre T cell antigen receptor alpha. The transcript is spliced from 5 exons. Bases 1 to 969 code for a protein of 322 amino acids. The record is from RefSeq and is a predicted model, not a curated record. NCBI's taxonomy places the organism in Eukaryota, Metazoa, Chordata, Mammalia, Artiodactyla, Cervidae. Gene Ontology annotation, biological process: negative regulation of thymocyte apoptotic process.
AUGGCCGAGUCUUGGUUGCUGCUUUUCCUGGCCCUCGGGUGUCCAACCCUGCCCACAGAGGGAACCUCUCUCCUGAGGCCAGCACAACAAGGCGUGGGCAGCACACCCUUCCCCUCUCUGGCCCCACCAAUCACACUGCUGGUGGACGGGAAGCAGCAGACGCUGGUGGUCUGCCUGGUCCUCGACAUUGCACCCCCUGGCUUUGAGUGUCCCAUCUGGUUCUCAGCUGGCAAUGGCAGCUCACUGGAUGCCUUCACCUAUGGCCCUUCCCCGGCGGAGGAUGGCACCUGGACUCGCUUGGCUCAGCUCUCCCUGCACUCCGAGGAGCUGGCAGCCUGGGACACCUUGGUCUGCCACAUGGGGCCUGGAGCUGGGGACCACAGCCAGAGUACACAGCCCCUACGGCUGUCAGGAGACGCUUCCUCGGCCAGGACCUGCCUCUGGGAGCCUCUAGGGGGGACGCCGGCCCUGGUGCUGCGCCUCGGGGCGCUGCGGCUGCUGCUCUUCAAGCUGCUGCUGUUGGACGUGCUGCUGACCUGCAGCCGCUUCCGCGCCCCUCCCGCCGCGCGGGAGGGCCCAGCCGGGGCGUCUGGCCCUGGGGCCCCCAGUCUCCCCGCGCCCGCCGAGGUCCCCCAGGCGGAUAGCCGCCUCCUCUCGCAGCCUCCGCCGCCCCAAGGAUCGUCCGCAGGCCCCGCCGACCGGAUUCGCCGCAGUCAUGGCGGGACCACAGGCCGAGGUCUCAGCGUGUCCGCCUCGCCGGCGCUGGUGCCCCGGGACCGCCGCCGCCGCCGCCGCCGGGUUCACACCCGCCGUCCGGGUCGGGAUCCCAGGAACCCAGUCUGGGAGGAGGGGCCGCCGGUUCUCAGGGCCUGGAGCUCAGGACCCGCCUUCAGUCUUCCCACCUCAAGCCUUGGAGCAUUUCUCUAUACUCUGCCUCCUCCAGCUGACCCGAGCUUCCCCGGGGGUUAG